Sporisorium graminicola is the source of this 1593-nucleotide messenger RNA. RefSeq lists its product as uncharacterized. NCBI's taxonomy places the organism in Eukaryota, Fungi, Basidiomycota, Ustilaginomycetes, Ustilaginales, Ustilaginaceae. The transcript has a single exon. The record is from RefSeq and is a predicted model, not a curated record. Bases 1 to 1593 code for a protein of 530 amino acids.
AUGCAAGGCGAUGUACGGGCCGCGCCAACCCCUUUACCCAUCGUGUCAACGUACACGCUGUACUUCGGAAAGGGUGGCUCCACGACGACUGCACCCAGUGCCUCGCAGACUGUCAGUACACCCACCCCGAGCGCAUCAACGUCAAGCUCAGCACUGCCUCGCUCGACGUCAAGCGCAGGAACAUGCUCCAAGAACAAGCACACCUCAGCUAUCGGUUCACCUUCGUCGUCUGGCAGCCUCGCGUCGACAACCAUCGACCCGAAGAAGUCGUCGUCUUCUACGCCUUCGUCUCCUCGGCAAAGUUCGAUCUUCCCGACCGUAGCACCCGCUGUGCCCACAACAGUUGCUUCAGGGCAGAGAGUGAGCAUCAAUGCUGGAGUCGUGCUGCCUCACAAUUUUGUCAACAAGGUCGAUGUCUUGGUGGCAACGUACAACGGAAUCACGGGUCGAAAGGCACGCCAGGUGGCGCUCAUUCUCAACAACCAGACAAGCGUGGUCGCUAACACAUCUCGAACCGACGCUAUUCUGUCCAAUCUGGCGGAGGCGUACCCGGCGAAUAAUGCGACUUCAGACGGUGCUGCGACAAGAAACGCGACGCUAUUUGACUGGACCACCGACACGAGCGGAGCCAACUCGGCAGCGACGCAGCCCACAAACGGCACAGGUAGUGACGCUAGCGCAGACGCAAAGCUCCCCCAGCAAUUCGUCGUUCAGGCAGGCCGAUCCAACAUCACUCUCCUCUCCAACACUGCCGGCUAUGGUCCGGACCAAGUGCGGCAUGAUCUGCACGUCAUCCGCGAAUGGGCAGGCGAUUUGGACCAGCUCGCCACACGCGCCUUGCUGGACGAGACGGUCGCCGCGAUCAUGUCUGCCUCUGCUCGCUACUAUCCCGAGCUGCCCACACGCGAUGCAGCACGUAUCAUCAUGGCCGAUAUCAAGGCUGAGUCCGAUUUCGAACCGGACAACAUCUCUGGCGGCCGACUCGACUCGGGCUCCAGCUGGGGGCUACUACAGGUCUCUCCCUUCGGUUCCGGCGAGCUGCGGUUGUUUCAACAACACGCUACCGUCCGCAGGAACACUUACUCGUGGAGCGAGCAGUACAACGUCACCACGACACCGUCGACCUUUGGCGCCGGACCGCUGCUCGAUUGGGACACGGGCAAGCUGCUGGAUUUGAAAAGUUUGACCAACGACGACCUCUUCCGCCCCUGGGUCAACGUCCAUGUCGCCACAUGGAUCCAGAGCAACCUAGCGCGGACGUCGAGCCAGGACCCGUACACCUGGCCCGUUGUCUACGCCAACAGCAAUGCUGCGCGCAACAGCGCCAAGAACGCCAAGACGGCAGCGUGGGCGGCCGUCGAUGCGUCUCUCGUCGGCGCCGGGCUGCCGAGGAGCUUCUUGACCGCGCUAGGCAGCUGGGUCGCCGGCCCGGCCGUCGAUGGGUACGGCAGCUACACCCAAUCGGGCGACGAUAUCAGCAAGCCCUACUUCAACAACAUCGCACAGGGCUUGAGCGUGCUCUACAACUCCACGAUCCAGCCGUCCUGGCUCAGCACGCUUACGUUACGGGCUGGACUCAUCGACUACCAUUGA